Drosophila mojavensis is the source of this 2349-nucleotide messenger RNA. RefSeq lists its product as uncharacterized. The transcript has 4 exons. The record is from RefSeq and is a predicted model, not a curated record. Lineage: Eukaryota; Metazoa; Arthropoda; Insecta; Diptera; Drosophilidae. The coding region runs from base 811 to 2079 and encodes 422 amino acids.
CACCAACUAUAGAGUAGUUUCAUUUGUUUAUACUCGAAAAGUGGUUGUCGCGGCUGUCGGUGAAGCAUUUGCAUGCAUUACGGUUUUGCUUAUUGGGCGCUCCGCGAAAGUGAAAGUUAAAAGAACAAAUUGCAGAAAUUAUGUAAAAUUUCGUGACAACUGUUUGUAUUGUUUUGCAAGCACAAAGAAGUGAACUUGUGAGUUUUUACGAUAAAUGGAGGCUGCGCCGGCACCAACCAACAAACGAAAACCGACAGCAACAACAACAACGCCACAGACAAGCGGCAAGGCUUUAAAUUGAAAAAGAGAUAGAAAUAAAGCAGUCGGCGCCUUUUAUGAAGCGCCACUUAAAUCGUAUGCUAAACAGUCUAGCGCAAUCACUUGCAUAAAACAGGAAUAGGAAUUGCUAGCUUCUCUAUUCAUUAAAUUGCCUUGCGGCUGCUUUGGCUGUGCGCCAUAAAAUCAACCCACAAAGCGAGUUAGAAGUAUUUAUUGGAUUUAUCUUGCUUUGGUCGGACGCCCGGCAACAUGUGACGCGAAGGCAGACGAUACAUCAUCAUAAAUUAAAUGAAUAGCAACAAAAAGAUAUUAAAACUCGAAUGGAAUUUUAGUGGACUAUUAAAAUGGUUUUAAUCCAACCGCACUUGAACUAUUUCUGUUGAUAAACCCGGGACGAGGAGCUCGAGAACGGCCAUCAGACUGGAGGCCUCACUCACCCUGAAGCGCAUUUUUGCACGCAAAAUUGCCUAUAAGACGAAUUCGAAGCUGAACUCGAAUUCGAAAUUCAAAUCGAAAUCGACUCUAGCGGCCAUGCGAACUAAACAUUUGAUAUUGAUAUUAAUCGGUGUGAUAAUCGCAACGCUCGUAUUCAUUGUCUUUGGACCGGCUGGCGAACCGAACGACUCAUUCAAGCACAUUGUGGUGCAGACCCAUCAACAACUUAAAGAGUUUCAGGAGAAUCUGCGCGUUGGGCUGGAACGCAAAAAGCUCGAGCUCGAUCCAAAGUAUUUGCUGCUCUUGGGCUUCACGUCGCCGCUGAGCACAAAAGAUGACGCAUCACAGCAGCCGGCAGAGAGCGGCAAGCAGAAGCAGGUGCAAACUGAUGUACCUGUCACGUCGAAGCGCGAGCUCCAGCAGCAGCAGCUGAUGGCGGGCCGCGGGCAGGCGGCUGAGCAGGAGCUGCUGCUGCUGCAGCAGGUGGAGCAAAAGAGCCAGCGCAAGCGGAUCACGACGCCGUACAACAAUACCAAGUCGAACUUCACCAUAGUCAGCUACGUGCAGGAGGGGCAGGUGUCGUCGGUGAUACUGCUGGCGCAGAAUAUCGCGGCCAAGCUGCCGAACGAGUCGCUGCUCAUCUACGACCUGGGCGUGUCCGAGGAGCAGCUGCGCUCCCUGAACGCCUGCUGCAACAGCAGCCGCUGCACCGUCAUCACCUAUGACCUCUCGGAGUUUCCGUCGUUCGUCAGCGAUCAGCGAACCCAUGCAUAUCGUCCAAUUGUGAUAAAGGAUGCUCUGAUGCGAUCCAAAUCGAUCUUGUUUCUCGAGAACUGUAUGCGGAUCCGUGGCAGCUAUCGCGACUUGCAGCAGCUGCAGAAUCGCGCCCUGGUGGCCGGCGUCCUAGGUUGGAAUACCCCAACGGCCGUCUCCUCGCGCACUCAUCCAAAGAUGUUCGACUACUUCGAGUCGGACGCUGAGAAUUUCAUAUUCCUUCGCAUGGUGGACCUCGACGUGGUCUUCUUUGCGGACACUCUGUUCGUGACGGAGAAGAUUAUGUUGCCCUGGCUGAAAUGUGCUUUGACCAUGGAGUGCAUCGAUCCAAUUGGUGCCCAAUCGAAUGGCUGCAAAUUCAACAAAAAGCCACUCUAUCGCUACUCGGGCUGCCAUGGCUAUGAUGCAUCCGCUUUCAACAUAGUGCUCGGUCUGACUUGGCAUCUGGACGACACGAAAUAUUCGCUGUCCAGCGAUGGCACCAAAGAGAAUCUGUUCUAUAAGGAGACACUGGAGCAGGCGAUCAAGAUAUUGGAGAGUCGACGACGUAAUAACAGCGAUACAUCCGAUCAUCCAUUUACGGAGGACUGAGCAUUUGAUAUAUAUAUAUACUAUAUAGAUAUAUAUGUAUUGAUUUGUAUAUAAACACAGACUCAGGAGACGGCUGGAUAGAAAAGAGGAAAUCAAAUUCUAACUACUUACACUAUACUGCUUAUAGAGUUUAUUACUUAGAGAACUAUACAAGGAGCUAUACGAGGGAGAGAAUGUUCAUAGUAUAGCUUUGAUCAUAUAUAUAGAUAUAUAAAUAUAAUCUAUAGGAUUCAUAUGACCAGAGCAGCAGCAGCUUAUGCCUCAGUUACU